Molecule: messenger RNA, 940 nt
Organism: Trametes versicolor FP-101664 SS1
Lineage: Eukaryota; Fungi; Basidiomycota; Agaricomycetes; Polyporales; Polyporaceae
Product: Ser/Thr protein phosphatase protein
Exons: 2
Coding region: 99-929 (276 amino acids)
Molecular function (GO): hydrolase activity
Source: RefSeq, a predicted model, not a curated record
CAACCUCGCAGUUUGACCCUUGCGCGCGUUGUUUUCACGAAAACUUUGCUACGCAUCUGCAUAUCAAGCACUCCGUUGAUCAAUCCCUCUCCAACUACAUGAGCGACGGUCCUGUCCGUAUACAAAUCCUGAGCGAUCUCCAUCUCGAGGUCCCGCCGCCAAGGCGAUCCCGUUUACUGGACUCGUACCAUUUUACCUUCCCCGCCGAAGCAGAAAUAUUGGCCCUGCUCGGAGACAUAGGCGCAACGACAGACGAUGGCCUCUUUGACUGGCUUUACGCACAGCUCAAGAGGUUUAAGACUGUGUUCUUCCUCUCGGGAAAUCACGAAUCCUACGGAUCAUCUAUGGAGGAAUCCAACCGUCGAAUAAUCGACUUCGCCCACAAGUGCCAGGCCAUGCACGAACAGGCUACUCUCCAAGAGCCAUUCGGACGCUUCAUUCUCCUCGACCGCACCCGCUACGAUAUCUCGGAGACAGUAACCGUCUUGGGUUGCACCCUCUGGUCUCGGCUCGACCCCAGUCGCCGUCACGCCAUCCACCUGGGGCUCAACGACUUCAGUCAGAUCCAAGACUUCACCCCGAGUGUCUACAACUCCCUCUUCGAACGCGACCUCGCAUGGCUCGAACGCAGCAUCUCCGACAUCUCGGCGGAGGAGCCUCACCGCAGGAUCGUUGUCAUGACGCACCACGCGCCGACGGUCGAGGGCACGUCGAACCCGCAGUAUCAAGACAGCCCGCUGACCUCGGCAUUUUCCACGGAGCUGGUAGGCGGUCCGUGUUGGAAAGGGAAGGUGAAGGUUUGGGCGUUCGGACAUACGCACUGGGCGUGCGACUUUGAACGAGAGGGCGUUAGGGUGGUCAGCAACCCGAAAGGCUAUGGAAGAGGCGUCGAUAGGGGGUUCGUUCCGGAGAAGGUUGUGGAAGUAUAAUUAGAUUUGAG